Messenger RNA from Papilio xuthus (Asian swallowtail), 1460 nucleotides. The record is from RefSeq and is a predicted model, not a curated record. NCBI's taxonomy places the organism in Eukaryota, Metazoa, Arthropoda, Insecta, Lepidoptera, Papilionidae.
UCUUUGUCAAUGUCAAUGUCACAAACAGCUGUCACUUUAGAUAAUUUUCCUUCCCUCCCCUCCUCAGGAUCUUUCUCUUUCCGACAAAGUCAACCAUGGCGGCCGGGGUACUUUAUACUUAUCCGACAAACUUCCGUGCUUAUAAGGCGUUGAUCGCCGCACAGUACUCCGGGGUCGAUCUUAAAGUUGCAACGGGUUUUGUAUUUGGUGAGACAAAUAAAUCUGAAGAGUUCCUGAAAAAAUUUCCAGCGGGCAAAGUACCGGCUUAUGAAAGUGCUGAUGGAAAAGUUGUCCUCACAGAAAGCAAUGCAAUAGCUUAUUAUGUGGCAAACGGUAGUCUGCGAGGGGAGAAUGCGGAGACACAGGGCCGUAUCUGGCAGUGGGCAUCAUGGGCAGACAGCGAGUUGCUGCCCGCAUCCUGCGCCUGGGUCUUCCCCUACCUUGGUAUCAUGCAGUUCAACAAACAGAACGUGGAGCGCGCGAAGAGCGACCUGGUGGCUGCGCUGCGGCUGCUGGACGCGCACCUGCUCACACGCACCUUCCUCGCCACCGAGCGCGUCUCGCUUGCAGACAUCAUCGUAUUCUGCACACUGCUGCACGCCUACCAGCACGUGCUAGAGCCAAGUCUGCGCGACUCGCUGGUGAACGUGACGCGGUGGUUCAACACGGUGGCGCACCAGCCCCAGGUGGCCGCCGUGGUGGGCGAGCUGGCCCUCUGCGCCGCGCCCCCCACCUACGACCCCAAGAAGUAUCAGGACCUCGCCCACGGAAAGAAGGAAGGCGGCAAGAAGGACAAGAAGGUGGAGAAGAAGGAGCAGCAGCCCAAGAAGAAGGCUGAGGCCCCCGCCGAGGUCGCGGAGCUCGCCGACGACCUCGAGGAGAAGCCCAAGGAGUCAAAAGACCCGUUUGACUCCAUGCCCAAAGGCACAUUCAACAUGGACGACUUCAAGCGGUGCUACUCCAACGAGGACGAGGCCAAGUCCAUCCCGUACUUCUGGGAGAAGUUCGACCCCGAGAACUACUCCAUCUGGUACGCGGAGUACAAGUACCCUGAGGAGCUGGCCAAGGUGUUCAUGAGCUGCAACCUCAUCACCGGCAUGUUCCAGCGGCUGGACAAGAUGCGGAAGCAGGCGUUCGCCUCCGUGUGCCUGUUCGGUGAGGACAACGACAGCAGCAUCUCGGGCGUGUGGGUGUGGCGCGGCCAGGAGCUCGCCUUCCCCCUCUCCCCCGACUGGCAGAUAGACUACGAGUCGUACGAGUGGCGCAAGCUGGACCCCGCCAGCGAGGAGACCAGGAGGCUGGUGCAGGACUACUUCUCCUGGAGCGGCGUGGACGGCAAGGGCCGCAAGUUCAACCAGGGCAAGAUCUUCAAGUGAUCUCCCUCCAGCCCGCGCUCCGCCACUAUUUAUUUACGCCGCUCCUUUUCGACGAACUAUAAUAUAAACUUUUUAUUUUAACAA